AGCAGCAGGCGGCGAGGACGGAGGAGGAGCUGGGCCUGGGAGCGAAAGUGCUGGGCUGCAGCAGGCCGCUGCCAGAGCGGGACCCCGGGGGCCUGGGCCAGCGGGAGGCGGUCUCCAGCGGCAACCGAGCAGCUCAAACAAUUCCCCCGUUGAGAGCAAAAAUGCAGAGCACUUCAAAUUACCUCUGGCUUCUGUCAGACAUCCUGGGACAAGGGGCUACCGCAAAUGUUUUCCGUGGACGACACAAGAAAACUGGAGACUUGUAUGCUGUCAAAGUCUUUAACAACUUCAGCUUCCUUCGUCCUGUGGAUGUUCAGAUGAGAGAGUUUGAAGUAUUAAAGAAACUGAAUCACAAGAACAUUGUCAAAUUAUUUGCCAUUGAAGAGGAGACAACUUCUAGACAUAAAGUCCUUGUUAUGGAAUUUUGUCCAUGUGGCAGUUUGUAUACAGUUCUGGAAGAACCAUCAAAUGCCUUUGGAUUGCCGGAAGCAGAAUUCUUAAUUGUGCUGAAAGAUGUUGUGGCUGGGAUGAAUCAUCUUCGAGAGAAUGGAAUAGUCCAUCGUGACAUCAAACCAGGAAAUAUAAUGCGUGUUAUCGGUGAAGACGGCCAAUCUGUAUAUAAACUGACUGAUUUUGGGGCUGCAAGGGAACUGGAAGAUGAUGAACAAUUUGUCUCUCUCUAUGGCACAGAAGAGUAUUUGCACCCUGAUAUGUAUGAGCGAGCAGUAUUGAGGAAAGAGCAUCAAAAGAAAUAUGGGGCAACAGUGGAUUUGUGGAGCAUCGGGGUGACAUUUUACCAUGCUGCAACUGGAAGUUUACCCUUCCGACCUUUUGAAGGGCCUCGCAGAAACAAGGAAGUGAUGUAUAAAAUUAUAACUGGUAAGCUUUCUGGUGCAAUAUCUGGAGUUCAAAAAGCAGAAAAUGGCCCAAUUGAGUGGAGUCGGGACAUGCCCAUUUCCUGCAGUCUUUCCAAGGGCCUGCAAGUACUGCUAACUCCUGUUCUUGCCAAUAUUCUUGAAGCUGAUCAAGAGAAAUGCUGGGGAUUUGAUCAGUUUUUUGCGGAGACAAGCAGCAUACUCCAUCGAAUCAUUAUUCAUGUUUUCUCUCUGCAGCAAAUGACUGCACACAAAAUUUACAUUCCCAAUCAUUAUACUGCUACCGCAUUUCAUGACUUGGUUUACAAACAGACAAAAAUAGCUUCACACAAUCAAGAACUGAUCUAUGAAGGAAGGCAUUUAGUGCUAGAGCCUAGUCGAUUGGUACAAGCUUUCCCCAAAACUACUGAAGAAAAUCCCAUCAUUGUCAUUAGCAGGGAGCCUGUCGGCAUCGUUGGUCUAGUCUAUGAAGAAAUUUUACUUCCAAAGGUCCAUCAACGUUAUGACUUGGACAGUGACGCCAGUAUGGCAAAAGCGGUGACUGGUGUUGUAUGUUACGCCUGCAGAGUGUCCCGUGCUUUACUGCUUUACCAAGAACUCAUGCGAAAGGGAAUUCGAUGGCUUAUUGAAAUAACCAAGGAAGAGUACAAUGAAACAAUGCACAAAAAGACAGAGGUAGUUCUGAAGCUGGACUUUUGCAACAGAAAUAUAGAGAAAGCUGGAAAAAUAUACCAGAAUUUGCUGCAGAUCAAUUUGGCACCUUCAGAAGUGGAGAAAAUUUCAGACAUACACUCAAAACUGUUACGGCUUUCUAGUUCACGGGGAACUUUGGAAGCUAAUCUUCAGGAUAUUAAAAGCAAACUCUCUCCCGGUGGCCUGCUAGAUGAUGAUUGGGCUAGCCAGGAAGGCACACAUCCAAAAGACAGAAACCCGGAAAGGUUACAAGUACUACUGAAUUCUAUAACAGAUAUUUACUACCAAUUCAAAAAAGACAAAGCAGAACGCAGGCUACCUUAUAAUGAGGAACAAAUACACAAAUUUGACAAACAGAAGCUCUUUAUCCAUGCCACAAAAGCCAUGACUCUCUUCAAGGAAGAAUGUGUCAGCAAGUAUGAAAUCUUUUUGGACAAGGCAGAGGAAUGGAUGAGGAAGAUGCUCCUUUUAAGGAAACACUUGCUGUCUCUCCGGGCCCUGUGCGUUGAUAUUGAAAAAGAGGUGUCCAAAUACCAGGGCUACGUGAACGAGUUACAAGAAACUUUGCCACCUAAAAUGUUUGCAGCUUCCAGUGGGAUAAAACAUGCAAUUAACCCAGUCUAUCCAAGUUCAAACACCUUGGUAGAAAUGACCCUUGGUAUGAAGAAACUGAAAGAAGAAAUGGAGGGUGUUGUUAAAGAACUGACUGAGAAUAAUCACCUUUUAGAAAGGUUUGGUGCUCUGACUAUGGAUGGUGGCCCACGGAAUGUAGACUGUAUCUAGUGACCAUGAUGCAGCUUGUUGACUUUGCACAGAAAAAGAGCAUUUAUAUGUAGAAGUAUUUCUGCAGGACUUCUCCCCAGUAUUUAACAAAAGCAUGUAAAUAUGUAUAUAUUGUAAUUAUAGAAAAGUAUAUCUCUUUUUGGUAAUGUUAAAAUUGUCUUAAUGUUUCCAAUAAUAUCAGAAUUUUCCCUAUAAAACAAUUAUGGCUGUAUAUUGUGGUGAGCACACUGAGACAAUGCAUUGACUUCAAAUGCUGUCCUUAUUUUUCUGUGAACGAUGCUGAAAGAAUUGUGGCAUUGAACUAGCAUGCUGUUUUAAAAAGUGAUGAGGCUUCCUCUUAAGCCGACUAAAUACCAGGCAUCUCCAUUACUAUAAGCUGGAAUUGCUCUCUGUUUCUUUCCUUCAUUCUGAAUAGAUGUGUCACCAAAUGCCAAAAGAGAUACAAUUCUCCAUCACACUCUCCAAGUCAGGGCUGCACAGCGAAGCCCUCUGGGUAUUGUGGGACUACAGCUCCCAUCAUCCCUAGACACAAUGGCCAGCAGGUCCAGAUGAUAGUAGUUGUAGUCUCACAACAGCUGGAGGGCCAACGUUGUGCAGCCCAGCGCCAAGCCCUUAAAGGAUAUACUAAUUGAGCAUGAAAGAACAUAUGUUACUUUUUAAUCAUGUCCAUUUUUGGUAUAUAUCUCAAAAUGAUAAUUUGCCUAAUUUGGGACUAGAAAUUCAGUCUACGGUUUUGCACAUUUCCUAUGAUUUAGUAAACUGGAAACCAUCCUUUUUAACCAGUUUCUUUGGUAGUACAUAGUGUCUCAAUCGAUCUUGUUUAUCCUUGAGUAAAAUCUUGGUUUUUAAAAUAUUGUUUUAAAAUAAACAUUUGUUAGCUUUUCACUGAUGAAUCAAGAUUAUUGGUGCAGACAUUGGUUUCCAUCCUGCAUAAACUCUAAUGAAGUUGUGGGAAUACGGUUUCAUUUUAUUGUUUUAAAAUAUUUGACCAUGUUAAUAAAACCAAUACAAAUAAUUGCACAGUCGUGUUUAGCAACUGCUUAGGCAUACAGCUUUGUUCUUUAUUUCCAUUGCUUUUCACAUACAUACAAAAUAAAAGUCAUUUUUUAUUUCA
Molecule: messenger RNA, 3465 nt
Organism: Hemicordylus capensis (graceful crag lizard)
Lineage: Eukaryota; Metazoa; Chordata; Lepidosauria; Squamata; Cordylidae
Gene: TBK1
Product: TANK binding kinase 1
Exons: 21
Coding region: 162-2351 (729 amino acids)
Biological process (GO): peptidyl-serine phosphorylation
Cellular component (GO): cytoplasm
Molecular function (GO): protein serine/threonine kinase activity; ATP binding
Source: RefSeq, a predicted model, not a curated record